This is a messenger RNA of Oxyura jamaicensis (ruddy duck), 2844 nucleotides long. RefSeq names its product coiled-coil domain containing 92B (gene CCDC92B). The record is from RefSeq and is a predicted model, not a curated record. The transcript has 5 exons. NCBI's taxonomy places the organism in Eukaryota, Metazoa, Chordata, Aves, Anseriformes, Anatidae. Bases 418 to 1272 code for a protein of 284 amino acids.
UACUGACUGUGUGGAGACCUGAUCUUAAGGUUUCCACAAACCUUUGGAGGCCUUGGCAAGAACAAAGGUUUGAGCGAGGGCCACUGCCAAGAUUGCUUACUUUGGAAUCAAGCUUAAAUGGGGUUUGAUUUGGUUUAGGCUGUGGGAAUUAGCUUAAAAUGUGCUACAUUAAAGGACUGGGUGUGCUUAUAAACAUGAGCUAAAGCACUUGCUUAGUUUUCAAGUUUGUAUUGAGAGAAACAUGAAAUCAGCUGUGAGGGAACGAGGAGGUGGAAGUAGCUUCCCAGUGGCAGGAUGGUGCGUGCUGUCCUUAGGCUUCCUGGCGAAAAGAUCCCAACCUUUCCAGCAGUUUGCUGCAGGUUCCCCUUCGCCUAGGCUCGGUGCGUGGGAUAAGGACAGAUUCCACAUCCACACAAAAUGGCGUGGACCGCGAGCUCGGUUGCGAUGGAGACCGUGUCCCUGGAGCACCAGAUCCAGAGCGUGCAGCGGCACAUCGCUUUCCUGAAGAAGGAGCAAAUGGAGUUGCUCCACGGCCUGCACCUGGAGAUCCUCCGCUUGCAGAAGCACUGCUCAGAGCUGACCCACGACCUUGAAAUGAAAGAGCUGGAAGCCCGCCAGCAAGACGUGCUGGACCGGGAGCUGGAGGAGAGGUGCCGGGCGAUGGAGGCCCAGCUGCAGGAGAAGGAGAAGGACAACCUGGAGCUGCGCAAGGAGCUGCGCCACAAGGAGACCCUGGUGGCCGCGCUGCGCUCCAGCCUCCGCAACAAGGAGCGCAGGUUCCUGGAGGAGCUGAAGCGGCGGAGCCACCGCGUCACCAUCCUCGACACUGAGCUGCAGAAGCAGACGGAGGCGGCUGCCUACCUCUCCCUGCAGCUGCACGCCACUGCCCAGCGGCUGCCGGGACCCCGGGCCAGCGGGCGACCGCCCACCGAGCAGCCCACGUCCGAGGGCAGGCCCCGGCGCCGCGGCCACCGGGCGCACCCACGGCGCCCACCCGGGGACGGUGCCCGCCCCAGGGUCCCCGCACGUGAGGAGCACGACGCCAUGCCCGACCCGGCCCUCUUCCUCUACACAACACGGCCACCUGCCCCGCAGCACCCACCGGAGCCCUCCGCUGAGGCCCGGGGCACGGCCAGCACCGCUGCGGCCCCCCGGGCGCAGAGGUCCCCCCGGCCACCCCCACAGGAGCCCGCAGCCAGGGCCCGGCCAGCCAAGGGCGAGCCCAGCAAGCGGCCUGGGUCUGGGCCCCACGGAGCCCGGGCCCGGGAGUAGGCAGCCAGGGGUGGGCACGGCCCGAGCGGCCAGGAAGGCGCUGAGCCCGGCGGCACUGAGGUGGGCGCCGGCUGAGGUUGCUGCCCCUGUCCCCCGGGAGGGGAAGGAGGCAGCGGAAGGUGGGUGCCCUGCCCGCACCCCCACCCCACUGAGCAGCCGGCGGUGCUGGGGCACAGAGAGCACGGUGUGCUGAUGCUGCAUGAUUCUUGCCAAGGGGGAACAGCUGAGCAGCUGUCCAGAGCUUCCAGAGGAAGAAAGGAAGAAAAAUAGUGUUUCCAAGACAAGCAGACCCUCCUGUUCCUGCUGCUGCUGUUCCUUGGAGAAGACGCCGGUCGUGUUCCCCAGGCCUGGGGUACCAGGUGCACAGCAGGAAGACCCGUGGCUUGGCACAGAGCUCAGCACAGCCCUGCCUCGGGCACCCCUGGCUGGGCUGGGCUGGGCUGGAGGGGCCCAGACACCACCAGCACAGUCCUUGGUGCCCAGGGGCUGCCAGCGGCCUAGUGACAGUCGGCCCCGUUGGCGCCGGAGGGAUUUUCCCCUCCACAGCUGUGCCAGCCAUGUCCCAAGUCAGUCCCCUCUGCGAGAUUUGUCUGACUGUCACACGGAUUUCCCCCACGUUAUACACACAUGGCAGGCUGGGACAAGGCCGAUGAAGGUGACCCACAAGCUGGAAGGCACCCACUCGCAGCCCCUGGCGCUGCUCCUCACGUGCUGCUGGAGCAGGUUCCUGACUCGCGUCACCCACAAUGGGCAGGCUCUGUCCAUGCACCAGCGUUGUAUUUGUUGCUUGCACCCAUGCCCAGGUGUUGGUUUUUCACCACAGACAAUAACCACGUCAGCAAGGCACCGGUGAAGGUGGGAUCUCAUGCACCACCACCCUGCUGGGGCAGGACCAGCCGCAGGGGCGGCCCCACGAGGAGCACAGGCUGCACAAUCCGCUUCGCCCGUGUCCCUGGGGGUGCCGCAGCUCCCCGAGCUGGGCUCUGGGGAGCAGCUGGAAGAGGCACCAUGGGGCUGCCGCCGUCCCUCCCUCCCAGCACCACGGCUUGUGCCAGUGCCCAGUGUUGGCCCCUUCUGCCUUGCCUGACUUCACACCAAACCAACGGCUUCAGCUGCUCUGAAGCAAAGAUGUACCCUAAAUGUUGGAUAAGAGCAGAAACUGGGACAGGAAGAAGCGGGGCAGGGGGCAGGUCUGGUCUGGGGGCUCCAGGGGACCUAAGGAGCCCCGUGGGUAACGGGGAGCCAGCCGGUUUGGGUGCCAGCCCUCACUUCCCCCAGGCCUUGUGCUGUCGGGACACCAGGGCUGUGUCCUGCAGGGCGAUGCCCGGUGCGGGCAGGAGGAAGCCGUGUGCCGCCGUCAGACCCCAUGCCCUCCGAGUUCAGUUUGAGCCCCCCUGGAAAGCACCGCCAUCCUGCAGCAGCCGGGCUGAACCUGCCCCAAGCUCGCCCGCAGAGCACUCACGCAGUCAGAGGUCUCUAUUUUUGUAGUUCAGUGUUUAUAUAUUAAAAUGCUUUUACGAGAUUCUCAGUAACAGUCCCCAGGCCAGCUCUUUAGAUGGUAAAAACAACCCC